Messenger RNA from Mesorhabditis spiculigera, 2211 nucleotides. NCBI's taxonomy places the organism in Eukaryota, Metazoa, Nematoda, Chromadorea, Rhabditida, Rhabditidae. The record is from the annotation of a GenBank genome assembly.
AUGCGAUGCCCCACGAGUCUGAGCCAGCCGCGAAGACCAGGACUCGAUGACAAGAAGAAGCACAAAUCCAAGAAGGCGAAGAGCGUCGCGUUCGCCUGCCCGGCCAGCCCGCCGCCACCGCUCGCCGCCGCUGGCCCACCGCUUCCGGAUGGCGCCGCGGAAUGCGCAAAGCGCGCGAUGGCGCUCGCCUGUGCGGCGCUUGUUGACAACCUCGGCUUCACCCACUGCCAGGGCUCCUCCCUCGACACGCUCUCCUCGCUGUCGAUCCGCUUCCUCGAGACCUUCUGCCUCAAGCUGCACAACAUCACCGAGCAGGGCGGCCGCACCCAGUCGACCAUCUUCGACGCCGAGGAGGCCUUCCACGAAAUGAAGGGCAUCGAGAUGGAGACGUCGGCCUAUGUCAACGCCACCCUUCAGACAGCCGUCAAAAGGACCGUGCCCAGGGCUCCCCCGCUCGGUUCGUGCUCGAAUCGAGGCUUCUCGGCUCGUCCUCUCGUGCCUGGCGCCUUGCCGGUGACUGCUCUCCCGGAUCACAUCCCCUCCUGGGCGCCGCCGCUCUACAGCCAGAAAUUGAACUUUGUCGACCCGUUCGCCCCGGUGCCAGAGCCAGUCGCCGAACCCCCGAUCCCGGUCGACGAUUUCCCGGAUUUUAUGGGCGCCGAUGUGCGGAGUUUGGGCAUCCUGCCCGACCCCCGGACGGCGCUGGUCGCCCCGAUCCGUGUGCGCAAGAACCUGCCGCUGACGGUGGACACCUCCUACACGCAGGUCUCCAUCCAGAUGCUCGAACGGGACGCCGACCAGGAGCACCCCGACACUUUGAAGGCCCCCGUGCUGCGCAUCAAGAUCAUGAAGCCGACCUCGUUCGACGUGUCGUCGCCGAUGAACUCGCCGGCCCUGCCCGUGCCGCCAAUGUCCGCCCCGCCCGUCCAUUCGAUGACCGGAGCUGCCGAUACCUGGACGAAUUCACCGCAACUGCCCACGAAGCCGAUGAUCUCGCCGCUGAUCGCCUCGUCGGCCACAAACUCCGGCCGCAGCACGCCGCUCCACCAUCCGUUUACGCCAUCAAAUGCGCAGCCGCCGCUCGGGCUCGGACAACCGAUUACGACGUCAAAUGCCGUGCCGGCCAAGAAACGCGGACGGCCGCCGAAGAAGGGCGGCGCGGCGGCGUCGAGGCGCGGAAGUGUCGUCGACGAUCCGAAUGAGCUCUCCCCGGCCAUCGCCUCCAUCGUGCAGGCGAUCAACGACGACGUGGCGCGGCAGCUGCGCGGCUUCUCCCCGCUCACCGCCACCAGCCCCACCUACAGCAGCCAGCCGGCCACCCCCACCACGCCCAGCGCCGCCCCCAAGAAGGUCAUCAGGCGUGCCUCCUACGUGCCACCCGUGGCCCCGAUGGUGCUCCCGGCUCGCGCGAAUCGAGGCCAAAACCCCCGGAAUCUCUCCCCGCCCCUGGCCACGCCCACCACCCCGGCCACGCCGAAGGAGAAGAAGAAGUUCGUCGAGAAGCCGCAGCCAUCGCCGGCCCGUCCACUCCCUGCCCCAAUUCCGCAAGAAUCUCCCUCGGGCUACCACCUGCCACGCCGUCAGCACCAGCCGCCGAAGAAGUUCCAGGAUUUCGAGUCGGAUCUGCCGCCAUCGCUGGGCGGCCGGAAGCGUGGCCCGUCCGAAGCCGCCGAGCCCUCGCCCACCAUCCGUGCCCCCACCACCAAGAAGGCCCGCCUGGACACGCCGCAGGCGACCCCCUCGGCUCGCGGCUCGUUGACGAAGAAGCGGGGCCGUGGCCGUCCAGCUGGUGUGGCCGGUCGGGCUGCGGUACCCAGUCCACCGAAGCAAACCGUGCCCAAGCUGCGUCUCAUCAUCCCCAGGACUACGGUAGAAGAGCAUGACGUCGAGGAGGACGAGGAGCCCGAGGCCCCGCCCGCCCGGCUGCCGCUCAAGCUUCGGAUAUCGUUCGGAUGCGAUCGGAUCGGUGAUGGCGCCCAAAACUCGCCGGAACCCCGCGUCGCCCUCAACAUUGACCUCGGCCAGCGCUUCGGCUUCACCGGCACCGUGAAUGGCGAUGGUGGCGACGAGGGCGAGGUGGAUGGAAGAGAAGCAGACGGCCCGGCGACGGAGACGAUCGACAAGCGCGCCAAGCCGGUAGAAGACCAACAAGGCCGGGACGUCGUCGUGAAUGCAAUCAUGGACGAGCUGUUGGACCGAAUUUCGGCCCAA